Messenger RNA from Cucurbitaria berberidis CBS 394.84, 1620 nucleotides. RefSeq lists its product as uncharacterized. Gene Ontology annotation, biological process: proteolysis; collagen catabolic process; extracellular matrix organization. The transcript is spliced from 2 exons. Gene Ontology annotation, molecular function: zinc ion binding; metalloendopeptidase activity. The record is from RefSeq and is a predicted model, not a curated record. Gene Ontology annotation, cellular component: extracellular matrix. NCBI's taxonomy places the organism in Eukaryota, Fungi, Ascomycota, Dothideomycetes, Pleosporales, Cucurbitariaceae. Bases 421 to 1605 code for a protein of 394 amino acids.
ACUUCUUCAAACUCUAUGGUUGGCUCGAGCCCGGGACGUCAGUACCGGACUCGGAGCUCCCAAAAGCUAUACGCAAGAUCCAGAAAGUGCUGAAAGAGCCGGUCACCGGAGUUUUCAGUGACAAGAUGAUGGAUGUCAUGACCAGACCACGUUGUGGAACGGAACAACCGUACAACGAAACAGAUGCGAAGGCACAACCGGACUUACACAAGCGAUAUGUACUCUGGGGCUCUAAAUGGGCAAAAACUACUUUAACGUGGCGCUUCAUCAACUAUUCUGCUGAUACGUCUGUAGCGGAACAGCAGUCAACGAUCAGCAAUCAUCACUUCCACGUCAAGCAUAUAAAAAGGCACAAAUUUGCAGAGAAAACCGUUGUUGUUAUAUUGCUGACCGUCACAUAGCGCCGCCUUCGCUCAGUGGAUGAACUACGCGCCUCUCAACAUCGUACCGGCAGCUAGCAACGCAAACGCUGAUGUUUACAUACGGUUUGCACCUUUCGGACGCGACGAUACCCGAUAUGCUUAUACAUCCAUGGUCUCUGACGGCGUGUCUCUCUCCACAGGUAACAUCAACUUGACCUUCAAUGAUGAUUACCAGUGGAGCGAUGACCGUCUGUUCAACUACACAGCUGUGCACGAGAUUGGACACGCACUCGGCCUGAGCCAUAGUGCAGUUGAAUCUGCAGUCAUGUUCGCAUACUUCGUCGGUAACAUUCGGCCUCUACAUCCUGACGAUAAGAUGGGUAUACAUAGCAUCUACGGCUGGAAGAGUCCAAAGUGGAGUCGAAUCGGUUCGAACACAGCCACGAAGAAUAUGAUCCAAGUCACUUCGAUAUCAGACACCACGGCAGCGAACGACGGUCUCUAUCAAAUGCGCUCGAGCGGUCAGAUACUGCGAUACGCCAGCGGCAGCUGGGCGAGCGUAGACAAUAACAAAGACACUGUACAAAUCGCCGGUGCAGGUGGAAAUCUCUACCAGCGCCACGCAGACGGAAGCACAUAUCGAUGGACAGGCAGCAGCUCAGACUGGCAGUAUAUCGGCACCGCAUCUGAAAACGUCAUCGACAUUGUCGCCGCCUCGGACCAGCUCUACUCGCGCCGCAAAGACGGUUGGGUGGCUCGCUGGUCCGGGUCCGGCACCACUUGGCUCAGCAUCGAGCAGCCCUCUGCGCAAAUCUCCAAACAAAUAGCCAUCACCGAUUCAAAGACUCUCUGGAACCUGCUCACGACUGGCGAUAUCGUUCGCUCCACUUGGCCGUAUAACAACGGCGAAUGGCGUAUCGUCGAUCAGAACGCCGGGAACGUCGCCAUUGCUGCUGGUGGCGACGAGUUUUACAAGCUGCAGAGUGAUGGCACAGUGGUUUGGUUGAAUCUCAAGGAGUAUUUUUGGGUGAUUAUUGAGACAGUGGGGAGUGUGGCGAUCCAUGCUCAGGGGGACUAUCUGUACAGUAGGCAUCGCGAUGGGACGGUCUGGCGGUAUACGGGAAGUCCAGGAGUAUGGGAGAUGCUGGAUGACAAGAAAGAUGUUGUUAGUGUGGUGGGCGGCCGGAAGGGGGAAGUGUGGGAGAUGUUGACCAAUGGGGACAUAUAUAGGCUGGUAUCCUGACAUGGAACUCCGGAC